AUGCACCACCCGGAAGUUGGUACGUCUGUAAAUACGUUCCUACGGCAGAGAGAACCGCGGAACUACUAGUUUUGUGUGUGAGGCUUUAAUAUUUGUGUUUAAUAUCGUUUCCGUUAGCAUUAGCAUUAGCAUGUGUUUAUAUAUAAUAUUUAACCGUGUAUGAGGCGUUAUAACAAAGACGACAUGGAGAACUCAGUCGAACAGUGCUCUCAGUCCUCUGUCUCCAUCUCCAUCUUCUCUGACGAGAUCUUACUGCACAUCCUGAGCUACAUCCCCAGUUACGACCUGGUGCUCAGUGUGAGUCGUGUGUGUCGGAAACUACAGACUCUGUGUCAAGACAAGAGCCUGAUUUCUCAUAUCCAGCUCCAUAAAGAGUAUCGAGCAUCUGAUGAAGCAGUGAAGAAGCUGCUGAAGGGGCUGUCCGGUGGCGUCCAGACUCUAGAUGCCAGCGGCUGUUACUGGUUGUCUGGUAGCACACAGGAUGUUGUGACCCGCUGCGUUGGACUGGUUCGGCUGGACGUGUCAGGUUGGCGUGUGACACCAGCACGUCUCUCACGUCUCCUGGGCUCACUGCGGUCGCUGCGCUCGCUGUCGCUGGACGUUGGCACGGGAUUCGACCUGCAGCAGCUGAGCACUGAGGGCAAAUCGGCCUUAGCGAGGCUCAGCGAGCUGAAACAGACGCUGCUGACGCCCUCGUACGGUGUCGUGCCGUGCUGCGGCGCGCUACAGAGCUUAAGUCUGUACUUGGAAGUGGCUGAGGGUUGGCAUGAACCCAGUGCACACCUCCAGCUUAUAGUGGGGCAAAGCAGUGUGCCACGCUACCACAACCUACGCUGGUUCUCUGCCCGCCUGGCACCCGGAGAGGUCAACCGCGCGCUGCUUAGUCUCUACUUGGCAGCUUUCAGCAUGCGCGUCCCAGAGGGCCUCACUGGGUUGGUUGUUGCCAUACCCGGUCCAGCUCCGCCAAUUCCUGCUUCUGCUGGUUUACUGACUCAGGGCAUCAUAUCAGCUGGAAGUGCGAUCACUGCGUUUCAGCUUCCUCAGAUGUGGCUAGACGGCCCCAUGUUGAGGCGGGUUUUGGGAUACGGAUGUCCGGCCUACUUGAACGUGUCACGGUGCAUGGCGCCGGGAUUCGAGCCGCUUUGUGUGUUGCUGGGUUCCGGUUGUGAUCUUUCACCAUUGCGCAGCCUCAACCUGCGUGGAAAAAAUGAGGAGGAAGUGGAUGCUGAGGACAUCAGGACUCUUACUGAAUCAUGUCCGCAUCUCGCCCACUUCAAUCUGUCCUCCACACACUACCAUCACACCGCUCCGGAAAAGCCUGAUGGGCAUCUCUGUGUGGCUCUCGGAUAUCUCGCGCGUCUCCGGUCGCUAGCACUGCCGGCUUGUGCGCUGUCACGAGGGCCUCCUGUUCCAGCUAACAAGCCAGAUUUGACUACAAAACUAUGCUCAGAGUCACUCCUGCUGGGGCUGAAGAAGACUCGCCGCGUGGGCAUUCCGGCCUUCCAGCCGACGAUUGACGGCACCGGGGCUCCGAAGGAAGAACAGGAAGCUGAAGCGGAGUCCUUCCUGCGCCCUCUGAUAAAUGGCUGCCCAUAUCUGGUUGAGCUGGAGCUGAUUGGAACAGGGUUCUUAUCAGCCAUGCCGAGGUACGACCCAGCCAUGCGUAAGGAUCCCGCCGCCUGCCCCUGGUCCUUCCAGGUGGGAGAUGCCCAGCUGGCAGCUUUGGGAAAACUCCACUUUUUGCGAAGGCUUACUUUGGCUCACCUGCCAGGGGUCCUGAAGGGUACCGGGCUCAUUCAGCUCGUCCUGGGGUGCAGAGACCUUCAGGUGUUAUCUGUGGCCAACCUGGGGUGCUUAAAGACGGUGAAUUAUACUGUGGCUCUGCAGGAGGCUCUCAAACACUGUACACAGCUCAGAGAGUUCAGGUUGGAGCAGCCAUACUUCAGUGCUAACAGCUCCUUCUUCGACGCUCUCUCUCACUGCCGCCACCUCCAACGACUCUGCCUUGUCUCACGCCACGGAACGUUCCAGCACGCGGCCGCCGUCUCCUUCAUGCAGCACUGUGAGGACAUGGUGGUGUUUCACAUGUUCACGGGUGGAACUCUUGUGGCCUGUAAAACACUGCAGAAAACCCUGCAGGACAGUUUGUCUGCAUCGCGUCCAGCACUUAGUGUGGUGGUGUAUCCACUUCUCCAUGAGGACUUGGGGAACGUGAUCAAGGAGAUGCCGCUCUGCCACUUGGAUGAGAUCACACUGUUCAAAACCCGCGUGGCUGAAGAUCCUACUGUACUGUGAGGGAGAGAGA
Tachysurus vachellii is the source of this 2305-nucleotide messenger RNA. It is a transcript of the gene fbxl18, whose product is annotated as F-box and leucine-rich repeat protein 18. Gene Ontology annotation, biological process: SCF-dependent proteasomal ubiquitin-dependent protein catabolic process. Lineage: Eukaryota; Metazoa; Chordata; Actinopteri; Siluriformes; Bagridae. The transcript is spliced from 5 exons. Bases 160 to 2295 code for a protein of 711 amino acids. Gene Ontology annotation, molecular function: protein binding. The record is from RefSeq and is a predicted model, not a curated record. Gene Ontology annotation, cellular component: SCF ubiquitin ligase complex.